AGAGGCAAAGUGACUUCCUCCGUGUGUUGGGAGGAAGCAGCCCGCUGCGGCACCCACUGUCAAAGGACAGGCAGCAGGUUGGGAGCUCCCCGGAGUCUGCGUUAGAGCCCAUCACCAAUUCUGCAGGAAAGGUAAUCAUGAGAAGACAGAAGACCGCACGAGGUGAAGAAAGUGCCUAUGGUUUAGAAGAUGACACGGCGGCGGGGCAGGAGCCCAGGCUGCUGCUCCUCCUGGCUGGGAAGACGGGGGCAGGGAAGAGCGCCACGGGAAACUGCAUCCUGGGCCAGAAGCACUUCGUCUCCAGGCUCGGGCCCACGGCGGUGACCAGAACCUGCAUGGUGGGGAGCUGCAGGUGGGCCACGUGGGACAUAGAGAUCAUUGACACCCCAGACCUUUUCAGCUCCGAAGUCUCCCAGACAGACCCCGGGUGCAGGGAGAGAGGCCGCUGCUACCUGCUCUCGGCCCCCGGGCCUCAUGUCCUGCUGCUGGUGACCCAGCUGGGCCGCUUCACCGCCCAGGACCAGCAGGCCUGGAGUGGGGUGAAGGCACUGUUCGGAGACGGCAUCGUGGCGCGCACCAUCGUGGUCUUCACCCACAAGGAGGACCUGGCGGGGGACUCGCUGCAAGAUUAUGUGCGUGACACGGAGAACCGCGCGCUGAGGAAGCUGGUGGCCGAGUGUGGGGGCCGAUUCUGUGCCUUCGACAACCGAGCCACCGGCGCGGAGCGGGAGGCGCAGGUGAUGGAGCUGAUGCGGCUGGUGGAGGGCCUGGUGAGGGACCACGGCGGCGCCCCCUACACCAAUGAUGUGUACAGCCUGGCGCAGGCCCUGGGGGGCGCUUGCUCCGAGGAGAGGCUCCGCAAGGUGGCAGAGAGAGUGGCCACCCGCGUGCAGAAGCAGCAGAAACUCUGGCUGUUGGCCUGGCUGUGGGAGUGGCCCUGGAUAAGGUGGAGCCUCGGCUUGGCCAUCCUGCUGGGCACAGUGGCCUUGUACCAGCAGAUCUCCAGGUACCGUCCUGAUGACUUGAUAAGCAUCCUCUGCCCACUGCCUUCACAGCCAGAGAUUCUCGGGUCACUGAUGACUUCAGAUCACUAAAGAGACCUGUGAAAAGAGAAAAUGGUCUGCAACAGCUGAGCACAUAUUGGAAAGCGAGGCUCACGAACCCUGCAUAGACGCCACUGCAAACACUUACAGGAACACCAAUGCCAAAUGCUGAGACCUGAAGUUUCCUCAGCUACAAAGGUCAUUUUGAUUUAAGGGGUUGUGUGCAGAUGCCAGCAGAGGCCCUGAGAUGAGAUACUGAUUUGGGUCUUCUUCACUUUUCAAUAUACUCUUGGAGUAAACAAACAAAA
Camelus dromedarius (Arabian camel) is the source of this 1351-nucleotide messenger RNA. Its product is annotated as GTPase IMAP family member 1. Gene Ontology annotation, molecular function: GTP binding. The transcript has 4 exons. Gene Ontology annotation, cellular component: endoplasmic reticulum. Bases 138 to 1094 code for a protein of 318 amino acids. Lineage: Eukaryota; Metazoa; Chordata; Mammalia; Artiodactyla; Camelidae. The record is from RefSeq and is a predicted model, not a curated record.